GGUGUUAAUAUGGAUCAAGAAGCCAUGAUGGAGAGUGACAGGCUUAUAGCCGUGAACGAAAACGACCGGCUUGUUCGGAACGUGAACUUGUCCAAACGCAACGGGCAUACCUUCAAUAAAGAGACGCCACGGGCGGCGCUUCACCGCGCGUUUUCAUUCUUUUUGUUUGACGAUCAAGAUCGCAUGCUUUUGACCCAACGUGCCGGCACCAAAAUUACCUUUCCCAACGUCUGGACCAAUACCUGCUGCAGUCAUCCUCUCUACGAUAUGACACCGAACGAAGUAGAUGUUGCCGACGAUGCCUAUCCCAUGUUUCCUGGUAUUAAGCACGCAGCGGUGCGGAAAUGCAAACACGAACUGGGAAUUGCACCAGAAAACCUCCCCAAGGAGGACAUCCAAUUCCUGACCCGGUUUCACUAUUGGGCCGCUGAUACUGUUACUUACGGAGACGAUACUGCUUGGGGAGAACACGAAAUAGAUUACAUUUUGUUCCUUCAAGUGAAUGGACAAGUGCCCGUAGAUGCGAAUCCCGACGAAGUUUCGGACUAUAAGUAUGUAUCAAUGGAGGAAAUGAAAGACAUGAUGGAGGAUCCCGAUUUGUUGUGGUCGCCCUGGUUCCGGGGUAUUAUGAAUCGCGGGGGUUUCGAGUGGUGGGCCGAUUUACGU
This is a messenger RNA of Phaeodactylum tricornutum CCAP 1055/1, 666 nucleotides long. RefSeq lists its product with no specific name. Gene Ontology annotation, biological process: isoprenoid biosynthetic process; isopentenyl diphosphate biosynthetic process. The transcript has a single exon. Gene Ontology annotation, cellular component: cytoplasm. Lineage: Eukaryota; Bacillariophyta; Bacillariophyceae; Surirellales; Neidiaceae. The record is from RefSeq and is a predicted model, not a curated record. The annotation marks the transcript as partial. Gene Ontology annotation, molecular function: isopentenyl-diphosphate delta-isomerase activity.